This is a messenger RNA of Monoraphidium neglectum, 1494 nucleotides long. RefSeq lists its product as hypothetical. The record is from RefSeq and is a predicted model, not a curated record. The coding region runs from base 1 to 1494 and encodes 497 amino acids. The transcript is spliced from 3 exons. Lineage: Eukaryota; Viridiplantae; Chlorophyta; Chlorophyceae; Sphaeropleales; Selenastraceae.
AUGGCGGACCUGCUCAAGGCGUUCUUCCGCGGCACGCUGAGCAACAACACUGCAGAGGCCACCACCCCCGACGACAGCUACUCGUCCACCAUGUCUGGGGCCAUCUCGCUCAACCCGUUCCUGUCGGGCACCUCCCUGGCGAACAGCCUCGCGCUGUCGGGGCGCAACGGCACCUCUGACGCCAAGGGCAUUGUGAUCGGCCUCAUCGGCUCGGGCAAGGUCUCGAGCGAGGCCACGGCGCUGGGCAAGAAUUAUGCGCAGUCAAACGUGGAGGGCGUGUCGUUCAACGGGAUGGGGCCGCAGCACACGGUCAGCAGCAACCUGGCGUUCACCGCCGGAUCGGCCAAAACAGGGGUGAAGUCGGCGGCGCUGACGGCGGUGGGGCCGACGAUCACGGCAGGAAUCUCCAACGCGAUCGGCGUCAAGUCGGCGACGUCUGACGCCAAAGCUUCGUCCAACACGGGGCUGGGGUUCUCGGCCAGCAGCGUCUUCUCCAACGCGCUGACCGCGGGCACCGCAAACUCGACAGCGGGCUUGCUGUCGACGGUGGUGUUGGGGCCGGCGUCGGGCAGCAGUGGGGCGCUGGGGACGAGCUUCCAAGGGGACGCCGCGGCAAGCUCGAAGGUCAAGUCACUGUCAGGCUACGGCAGCAGCACCUCCAAGUCGGGCGCCGUCUCCACCGGCCGCGACGCCUCGGACGCCGCGGCCGGCACCAACGCGACCGCGGUCUACGGCACCGCGGACGCCGGGUCGGGGUCGCUGGCCACGGGGACCUACGCCAGCUCGGGCGCCGACUCCCUGGCCUACUCCUGGAACGGCUCCGCCCACGCCUCCUCCUCCGCCGCCUCGCUGGGCGCGACCAGCGCGUCCACCGCGACCAACGCGACGGCGCGGUCGAAUGAUGGCCGGAAGACGGCGCACAGCAGCAGCUCGUCCCUGGCCGGCACCGCGCGCUCGGGGCUGUUCGGCUUCUCGCUCCUGCCGGCCCUGCCGCACUUCGCCCCCUUCCAGCCGUUCAAGGGCGGCGCCGCGCUGUCAAUCCUCACGGGCGCCUUCGUCAAGAGCGUCGGCCUCAAGGCCCUGCUGCCGGCGGUCCCCAAGAUCCACCCGGGCUUCGCCUCCGACGAGCCCAUCUUCGAGCAGGCCGUCGCGCCCACCAACCAGACGGCGGCGCCGCCGUGCGAGGUCAACUGCACGCAGGACGCGAACAACGGCACGGGCAGCAACACCUCCGCCACGUUUGACGCGCUCAGCGGCAUUUUCGGGGACCUCAUGGACAAGAACAAGCGCUUCCUGGCCAAGAACACGCCCCCUCCGCCGCCCGGCGCGUACGACGGGAACCUGGCCGGCCCGCCCGCUCCCCCGGCCAAGAAGUCUGCGCGCGUGCAGAUCCCCAUCAUCAAGCACCGAUCGUCGCCGUCGCCGUCGCCGUCGCCCAGGCCGGGGGCGAAGAAGCCUGUCGCGGCGCCGCCGCAGCAGGCCGCUGGCCGCUGA